Messenger RNA from Cryphonectria parasitica EP155, 471 nucleotides. RefSeq lists its product as uncharacterized. NCBI's taxonomy places the organism in Eukaryota, Fungi, Ascomycota, Sordariomycetes, Diaporthales, Cryphonectriaceae. The transcript has 5 exons. The annotation marks the transcript as partial. The record is from RefSeq and is a predicted model, not a curated record. Gene Ontology annotation, biological process: mycotoxin biosynthetic process.
GUUGCGGUGAACGUUGUGAAAUGGAAUGCAGACGCAUCGUUCGUGCCAACCAAUACGUCGGAGUGGUUUUCUGAUGCUCUGGUGGCGAAGUGGAACACAAUGUUGCCUUGUAAGCCCGUUCCCCCUGGCGAGGCGGGGACCAUCUUUUCGGCAGAUUCCAUGACGCACCAGCUGCACUGUCUUUUUAUGAUGGGAAGAAUAUACUCGACCCUCCGAGAGAACAGGUCCGAGGAAAUCGAUGACGGCCUGCAUACCCACUUUAUGCAUUGUAUCGACUACAUUCGCCAGGCGGCAAUGUGUACGGGCGACGUAGCGCUUGAGCCGCACUCGGCAUCGGAUGGAGCGGACCUUGGGCCGCUCGAUGGAGGAUGGAAUGGAGUUCAUGUGUGCAAAAAUUAUGACGAGGUUGUCGACUAUCUUGCAGCUGGCAUCCGUGACGGAACACGAGUGGUGCUCCCCAUCGAUGACUGA